CCCUCGUCCUGACCACCAUCUUUGGCUUGAGUAUGCACAAUACGUCCGCUCUUGUAUUCACCCCGCGGUCACUCACACGUAUCCUUACAGACCGAUCGCUCGUCAAUCUGCCAAUUCUCGGAGUUCCGGCAUCACUAGCAUUCGGCUUCGGCGCUGUAUACAUGAUUUGCGCAGUCGGCGUAUACGUCUAGUUUUCGUGUUAUAUCCAUUCGGCGUUGGGAAGGGACCUCUUAUGUGUACAAUUUAUGGAAUACCAAUAAAAAGUUCAAGACGCUCGAAUCUGCAUGCGUCAUACACUAUUACACCAUCGUUUCGACCAUAGCUUUACCACCCCCCAUAACUAUUCCCUCAGGUACAAUCACACUACAGUAGAAUGGAUGACCAAGACCAGCCCGUUCUCACGGCCGUGUCGAGUUCAGCGCGUCAGCUGUACCAGCUACUGCGAUGCAUCACCUUUUCCAACAAAGCGCACGUCCAGAUUAGCGACAUAGGCCUCAAACUUGCCGUCGAUGAAGCAAGCGUCAUGGAAGCGUCCGCCUUCCUUGACAAGUCCCUCUUCACAACCUACACCUUCAACGAUUCUGAUGAUGCGUCCGAACCGACACCCGUCUUCCAAAUAUCGCUGCCUGCCCUUCUCGAGACACUCCAAAUAUUCGGCCUCACUGACCCCGCCAAUUCCAAACCACCAUGGGCCCGCGACGCGCCUUACCCCACCAGCACUGCCUUUACGGGCAACAACAUAAUGAAUGGCAUGAACAACAUGUGUCGCAUUAGUUAUCAAGGCAAAGGUUCUCCGCUAGCAGUCACAUUGACGGAACUGAGUAUACGUACCCAAUGCGAUUUGACAACCUACAAGCCUGAACACGCCGACGAAAUCCCCUUUGAUCGCGAUGCCCUUGUGCUCAAGGUCAUCAUGCGAGGCAGCUGGCUUUACGACGCGAUCCAAGAACUAUCCUCUACGAGCCCAGAAAAGUUGACCAUGUACGCCAAAACUGUACGUGGAAAGCCCUUCUUCGCCCUCUCAUCAUCAGGUACACUGGGCUCUGCGCGCGUCGAGUUUAACAACCAACCUCAACCCUCUGCAUAUCGCACUCCAGCAUCCACAAACCUCAACGCGAGUAGUGAUACAGCCGCAGCUCCUCCAACAAAUCUUCUUGAGAGGUUCCAGCUCAGCGAUCCCGACACAGUCUUUCGCUCAAGCUACAAGUUCAGCUUGAUACAAAAGGCCGCCCGUGCAAUGAGCGUAGCCAGCAAAGUCAGCAUACGUGCAGAUACACAGGGUGUGCUGAGUCUGCAAUUCAUGAUCGAAGUCGAGAGCCCCGCUCCUGGUCCGGGUGCCGGUGGUGCAGGAUCACUUGCAGCUGGCAAAAACGGCUUUGUAGAUUUUCGCUUUGUGCCUCUUGUCGAUGAAGACGACGACGAGGUGGAGGCGGGACACAUUGACGACACGAUAAUGCAGAACGCAUCUGCGGGUGAUGAAACAAGUGACGACGAUACGCUUUAAUGGACAUGGGGAAUGCAUCACCAAAUAUAACAAGAAUCUAGUCUUGAGUACAUGCUCAUUUUGGAUUUCUCUAUAGUUGCUAGUCUCUCUGUGUCGGAUUCAGUAGCUACAUGUUGUACCCAUAGCAAACUGGAUAGAGCAAGCCCCCGAGAAAAAAGACCCCAGUGCACGACUUUGACCUCAUGUCUCAACCCCCCUCAUCCGAAACCAGUUGUAGAGUUGAUGAAUCAAUUACUGGACUGCAAUAUCGUCCCAAGACCCUCUCCUUGCUCUUCAUCCAUCUCCCAUUUAGCACACUAGAACUCAAGCAAUGAAACCAGAACUAGAAAAUGGAUGUCCACCCAUGGGACAUUCAUACCGAAAAAAAUGAAAUGAAAAGAGAGCCAACGACGCCUGUGCUGUGAGAUUGCGGGGAGCCAGCCAGAUGGAACUUGCUCUUCAUCUUCUUCUAUUC
Bipolaris sorokiniana ND90Pr is the source of this 1958-nucleotide messenger RNA. RefSeq lists its product as uncharacterized. Gene Ontology annotation, biological process: DNA repair; DNA damage checkpoint signaling. The record is from RefSeq and is a predicted model, not a curated record. The coding region runs from base 374 to 1504 and encodes 376 amino acids. NCBI's taxonomy places the organism in Eukaryota, Fungi, Ascomycota, Dothideomycetes, Pleosporales, Pleosporaceae. Gene Ontology annotation, cellular component: checkpoint clamp complex. The transcript has 3 exons.